AUGGGCAGCAAGAUGGCUUCCACCACCAGGGUUGUGCAGGUCGUGAAGCCACAUGCUCCAUUAAUAAAGUUCCCUAACAGAAGAGACAAACCUAAACUCAGUGCCUCAGAAGCUCUGGGAUCUGCUGCGCUCCCCUCCCACUCCUCUGUCAUUUCACAGCAUUCUAAAGGAAGUACAUCCCCCGAUUUACUGAUGCACCAGGGGCCACCAGACACUGCAGAAAUUAUAAAAUCAUUACCUCAGAAAUACAGAAGGAAACCUAUGUCUCAAGAGGAAAUGGAAUUUAUCCAGCGUGGGGGUCCAGAGUGAUUGUCGUGGUUGCUGCUUGUC
Messenger RNA from Mus caroli (Ryukyu mouse), 330 nucleotides. Its product is annotated as alpha-ketoglutarate dehydrogenase component 4. The record is from RefSeq and is a predicted model, not a curated record. Gene Ontology annotation, molecular function: oxoglutarate dehydrogenase (succinyl-transferring) activity. Gene Ontology annotation, cellular component: oxoglutarate dehydrogenase complex. Gene Ontology annotation, biological process: 2-oxoglutarate metabolic process. NCBI's taxonomy places the organism in Eukaryota, Metazoa, Chordata, Mammalia, Rodentia, Muridae.